Molecule: messenger RNA, 4595 nt
Organism: Nanorana parkeri
Lineage: Eukaryota; Metazoa; Chordata; Amphibia; Anura; Dicroglossidae
Gene: SLC12A5
Product: solute carrier family 12 member 5
Exons: 26
Coding region: 200-3514 (1104 amino acids)
Biological process (GO): potassium ion import across plasma membrane; chemical synaptic transmission; potassium ion homeostasis
Cellular component (GO): membrane
Molecular function (GO): potassium:chloride symporter activity
Source: RefSeq, a predicted model, not a curated record
CUCUCUCUCUGUACAUGGGGCUGCGAGUGUGCGCGCUGAAAGAUCUCUGCACUGCAGCCUCCACCUCCUCCUCCUCUCUCUCUCUCUCUCUGCCUCUCUUGCACACUGAGCAUCGCUGCAGUAUUAGGCAUCGGUACCCUGGGAAGGAAGAAAAGGAGCCCGAGAGAGGUUGGGAGAGGGAGCUGCACAGGCACAGAGGAUGCUGAAUAACCUGACAGAGUGCGAGGAGGGAGAGGGGGGCACCAGCCAAGGAGAUGGAAAUCCCAAGGAAAGCUCCCCAUUCAUCAACAGUUCGGAAAUUGAUACCGGCAAAAACAUGGCAUUGUUUGAGGAGGAAAUGGACACAAGUCCUAUGGUCUCCUCACUUCUUAGCGGUUUGGCCAACUACACCAACCUGACACAAGGUGUACGAGAACAUGAAGAAGCUGAGAACAAUGAAGGGGCAAAGAAGAAGCCAAUUCAGGCCCCAAGAAUGGGAACCUUCAUGGGGGUGUACCUUCCCUGCCUACAAAAUAUUUUUGGUGUCAUCCUCUUUCUACGUCUUACAUGGGUGGUGGGAGUUGGUGGUAUUCUGGAGUCAUUCAUUAUGGUCAUUAUGUGCUGUUCCUGCACCAUGCUGACUGCUAUCUCAAUGAGCGCCAUCGCUACCAAUGGAGUUGUGCCAGCUGGAGGUUCAUAUUACAUGAUUUCUCGCUCGCUUGGCCCGGAGUUCGGAGGCGCUGUGGGUCUUUGCUUUUACCUGGGAACCACAUUUGCUGGAGCCAUGUACAUCCUGGGGACGAUUGAAAUCCUUAUAACGUAUCUCUUUCCUGGUAUGGCCAUCUUUAAAGCUGAAGAAGCCAGUGAAGAAACCGCUGCCCUCCUGAAUAACAUGCGUGUAUAUGGCACAUGUGUGCUCACCUGCAUGGCCAUUGUAGUCUUCGUGGGAGUGAAAUAUGUCAAUAAAUUUGCUCUUGUGUUCCUGGGUUGUGUGAUCCUCUCCAUCCUGUCAAUCUACGCAGGGGUCAUUAAGUCUGCCUUUGACCCACCAGACUUCCCAAUCUGUAUCCUUGGCAAUCGCACUUUAUCCAGGAAAGGUUUUGAUGUCUGUGCUAAGUUUAUUGACAUCGGCAAUGAGACAGUCACCAGCAAGUUGUGGGCUCUUUUCUGCUCCUCACCAUUUUUGAAUGCCACAUGUGACAUUUAUUUCUCCCAAAACAACGUGACAGAGGUUCAGGGCAUCCCAGGAGUUGCCAGUGGACUUAUCCGAGAGAAUGUGUGGUCAACGUAUUUGCCGAAGGACUUAAUUGUGGAGAAAGCUGGAAUGCACUCGGUUUUCUCUGGAGAUCCGGUUAACCUGGACCAGCCAUAUGUAUUUAGUGACAUGACGACUUACUUCACCCUUCUUGUGGGAAUCUAUUUUCCAUCUGUCACCGGGAUUAUGGCUGGUUCAAACAGGUCCGGAGAUCUCCGUGACGCCCAAAAGUCCAUCCCUAUAGGAACUAUUAUGGCUAUUGCUACCACAUCUUUUGUGUAUAUUUCCUCUGUUAUUCUGUUUGGCGCAUGUAUUGAAGGGGUUGUCUUAAGAGACAAGUUUGGAGAAGCUGUGAAUGGGAAUUUAGUGGUGGGAACACUGUCCUGGCCAUCACCUUGGGUCAUUGUGAUUGGGUCAUUCUUCUCUACAUGUGGAGCUGGUUUACAGAGCUUAACAGGAGCACCAAGACUUUUGCAGGCCAUAGCUCGAGAUGGAAUUGUGCCUUUCCUCAGAGUUUUUGGCCAUGGCAAGGCUAAUGGAGAACCAACGUGGGCCCUGUUGCUGACCGCUUGCAUCUGCGAAAUUGGCAUCCUCAUUGCCUCACUGGAUGAAGUUGCACCUAUUCUUUCCAUGUUUUUCUUGAUGUGUUACAUGUUUGUUAACUUGGCCUGUGCAGUUCAGACAUUGCUCAGGACUCCGAAUUGGAGGCCUCGCUUCAAAUAUUAUCACUGGACCUUAUCUUUCCUUGGUAUGAGUCUUUGCCUUUCUCUUAUGUUUAUCUGCUCUUGGUAUUAUGCUCUUGUAGCUAUGUUGGUCGCUGGUCUUAUCUACAAGUACAUUGAGUACCGAGGGGCUGAGAAGGAGUGGGGAGAUGGAAUUCGUGGCCUGUCCCUUAGUGCUGCGCGAUAUGCUCUUCUAAGGUUGGAAGAGGGUCCUCCACACACCAAAAAUUGGAGACCUCAGUUGCUUGUGCUGGUCCGAGUGGAUCAGGACCAAAAUGUUGUUCACCCUCAGCUUCUCUCUUUGACCAAUCAGCUAAAAGCUGGCAAAGGUCUGACCAUUGUGGGCUCAGUGUUAGAAGGAACCUAUUUGGAGAAUCAUCCGCAGGCUCAGCGUGCUGAAGAAUCAAUCCGGCGUCUUAUGGAAGCUGAGAAGGUAAAGGGAUUUUGCCAAGUGGUCACUUCUUCAAACAUUCGGGAUGGGAUUUCCCAUCUGAUUCAGUCCAGUGGACUUGGAGGACUGCAGCAUAACACUGUCCUUGUUGGAUGGCCACGGAAUUGGAGGCAGAAGGAAGACCACCAGACCUGGAGAAACUUCAUUGAGCUUGUAAGGGAAACAACUGCAGCUCGCCUGGCUCUGAUCGUUACCAAAAAUGUUAGCAUGUUUCCUGGAAAUCAAGAGAGAUUUUCUGAAGGCAAUAUUGAUGUUUGGUGGGUUGUCCAUGAUGGUGGCAUGCUGAUGCUGUUGCCAUUCCUCUUAGGUCACCAUAAGGUGUGGAAGAGAUGCACCAUGAGGAUCUUCACCGUGGCUCAAAUGGAUGAUAAUAGUAUCCAGAUGAAGAAAGAUCUGACCACCUUCUUGUAUCAUCUGAGAAUUAAUGCAGAAGUGGAAGUGGUGGAAUUGCAUGACAGCGAUAUUUCUGCAUACACUUAUGAGAAGACUCUUGUGAUGGAACAAAGAUCGCAAAUCUUGAAGCAAAUGCACCUUACCAAAACAGAACGGGAGAGAGAGAUCCAGAGCAUUACUGAUGAAUCCCGCGGAUCAAUCAGGCGGAAGAACCCAACAAACUCCAGGUUACAUUUAAGUGUCCCGGAGGAGCAAGUGGGAGAUUGUGAGGAAAAGGAAGAGGAAGAGGUACAAUUAAUAGAUGAUAAAAAUGCAACAGGUUCAACCCCGCAGUCUCCUCCAGAGGAACCAGACACCACUCAAGAGAAAGUACAUCUAACCUGGACAAAGGAGAAAUUCACAGCCGACAAGAACAAAAGUAAAAGUCCUAGCAGCACUCCGGAAGGGAUCAGAGAUUUUUUCAACAUGAAACCUGAGUGGGAGAACUUGAAUCAAUCAAAUGUCCGCAGGAUGCACACAGCGGUUAAACUGAAUGAAGUCAUAGUCAAAAAAUCUCAUGAUUCAAAACUUGUUCUUCUCAAUAUGCCAGGUCCACCUCGCAAUAGGAAAGGAGAUGAAAACUAUAUGGAAUUUUUAGAGGUCCUCACAGAACAUUUGGACCGAGUUAUGUUAGUUCGUGGUGGAGGACGAGAAGUCAUUACCAUUUAUUCAUGAAGACAAGAACCCAGAUGAAGUUUUUGCUGCACUUAGCAGGAGCCUUCGAACCUCUCUCCAAAUUCAAGAGGUGGUACAGAAACCAGGAGAGGUGGUAGGGAGGCAUAUGGUCAGUGCUCAGAAACUUCACUUGCUUCCACCAUUCCCCUCUAAUGCCCUCCUUACAUGUGAACUGCAGCACCAGAUCUUCCAUUCCAGCACAAGUGCAACUGUUCCUCAUACCUUUAUCAGAGUGCCACUGAUGAAGUUUAUAUAUGAAUCUUUACAUGAAGUCUGUGUACCUUUCUUAAACUGAGCCGCACUGCUUAAGACGCUAUCGAUACUGGCCCUUUUGUGCAUCCUGUGAUCCACUGUUCCACCGAUCUCUCCCUGACACAGACUUGGAGAACACAUGGGUUGUACUGGCAGAAAUCAGGAGAUUCCCCCUCAUCUUCACCAUAGGGUGAUAAAGACCAAUCUCAUUGAUUAAAGCAUUGGUGUGGCAAGAUAAGGGAGAGAGGGGGGUAUUCACCAGCAUGCUUUAUCGUUCCAAAUGUUCCUCUCUCUAUGCCCUUUUCUUGAACACCGCCAUUUUCUCCUCGGCUUCAGCAAUUCAAUUUGUCGGAAUUUGGGGAACAGCAGAGACAAUGGUUACAUGAAAAAAAAAUGUAUUCUCUUCAUUCAGACUGCACGUUACCCUAAAAGAAGGGCAAUUGGAGUGUUAAGGAUUUGAAAGCAGCAUUCAAAGCUGUGUAGAAGACCACUCAGCUGUGCAGGAAAUCGAGAAAGGGCUGUCUUAACAUAUUGUCUGAUGCCGAGGAGCAUGUUGCAAUAAUAAUAAUCUGAUGCAAAAAAAAAAAAAAAAAACAAGAAAAAGAAAAAAAAAUUGUAUCUGCCUUUUACUUUCAACCCUUUGCUUUAUAGGCUUGCCUUGGAUGAACUGUGCCAGAGGAAUGGUGCACAGUGAUAAUACCAACAUUCUAGACAAGCAAACUGAGCCAACAGUUUGUGUUAUUCUAGAUCAGUGGCAGGGACACCACUGCACCUUUCAGAGACUGUGAGCUAAUCCCACUAUUUCACCCUGCAUGGCCUAGGAUUUAAA